CUACGAUUACCAUGUCCUUUGAUAACAAUAUUCCUACCAAAUUCCCUAAACUCGAACCUAGAGGCCCUGCUGGGGAAUUACUUUUGGCAAGUGAACGUGCGAAAGCCAGUUUUGACGUUAAGGAACUAUCUAAGUUUAUGUACGGUGAACAAUGGUUGGCCAAAAUGGACAAGGUACUCAAUGUUAUUAGCAAUGAACCUGCUUUUGACAAGACUGGUCGUUACUAUGAAAGUCGUCAAGAACGUGUUGCCAAUGGUUUCAAGAAAGAUAAACGUUUGAUAGAACUUGUCAAGGAACAAAACUGGGACGAAACUGAAACUAACAUUGCCACUUUCUUGUAUGAUCAAAGCACUCCUUUUUCUCUUCAUUACAACAUGUUUAUUCCUACUUUACGAUCACAAACAACUGAUGAACAAAAGAAGUUGUUCUUGGAACCUGCAUUGAAACAUCAAAUUAUUGGUUGUUAUGCUCAAACUGAACUUGGUCACGGGUCCAAUGUCCAAGGUCUCGAAACCACUGCUACUUAUAUCCCAGAAACUAACGAAUUCGAAUUACACUCUCCUACUUUGACUGCUUCAAAAUGGUGGAUUGGUGGACUAGGCAAAGUUGCAAACCAUGCUAUUGUGAUGGCUCGUUUGAUUACUAAUGGUAAGGAUCUUGGUCCUCAUCCUUUCUGUGUCCAAAUUCGUAGUUUGAAGGAUCAUCGACCUUUGGAAGGUGUUACAGUUGGUGAUAUUGGUCCCAAGUUUGGUUUCAAUUCUGUUGAUAAUGGUUUUAUCAUGUUUGAUCAUUAUCGAAUUCCUCAUGUUGCUUUCUUGGCCAAGUAUUCUCAAGUCAAACCUGGUACUGGUGAAUAUUCUAAACCUCCCAAUGCCAAGCUAUCUUAUGGUACUAUGGUGUACGUACGUGCCAAUAUUGUUAUGGGUGUUCGAUAUGCUCUUGCCAAAGCCACCACUAUUGCAGUUCGUUAUUCUGCUGUUCGUCAACAAUUCGUCGAUUCUGCCAACCCUAAAAAAUGGGACAAUAAGGUGGUUGAAACUCCUGUUUUGGAUUAUACCAUGCAACAAUAUCGUCUUUUACCUACUGUCGCUGCUGCCUAUGCUUGUUUCUUUACUGGUACUGAAAUGAUCCGUUUGUACAAUCUCAAUCAAGUGGAAAUGCAAAAAGGUAACUUUGGCUUAUUGGCUGAUCUUCAUGCUAGCUCUUCUGGUCUCAAGAGUUUGACUACUACUAUGGCUGCUGAAGCUAUUGAAGAUUGUCGUCGUGCUUGUGGUGGUCAUGGUUAUAGUUUAUUCUCUGGUCUGGGUCAAUUUUAUCAAGAUUAUCUUCCUAAUGUCACUUGGGAAGGAGACAACUACAUUCUUACUCAACAAACUGCUCGUUAUCUUCUCAAGACUUAUCGUAAUGUUGUCGCUGGCAAGGCUGUUCCUUCUGAAUACAAUCAAACUGUGAACUACUUGACUCAAUAUCUUCAAAACACCAAAGCCAAGUGUCCUGUUACUGUUCCUACUGACUUUAAUAAUCCUGAAGUUAUUCUUGCUGCUUUUGGAUUCCGUGCUGCUUAUGGUAUUGCUAAGGCUGCUGAACAAAUCGAUAAUCAAGGACGUUCAUGGAAUUCUAUGUUGGUUGAAAUCAAUCGUAUCUCUCGUGCUCAUUGUCAAUUCCUUCUUGUGCGUACCUUCAUUAUUGCGUUACAAAACGCCAAUUUGGAUAAAGCAACCACGGCUGUGUUACGCAACCUAGCUACAUUGUUUGCUUUACAUACGAUGGAAAAGGAAUUGUCUGACUUUUUAUUAUCUGGUUAUUUGAAUGGUGAUCAAACUUCCAUGUUGAAGGAACAAGUGAUUGUCCUAUUAGAACAAGUUCGACCUCAAGCUGUACCUUUGGUGGAUGCUUUUGCUUUGCCUGAUUACUACUUACAUUCUGCUCUUGGACGUUCUGAUGGUAACGUAUACAAGGCUAUGACUGAGAUGGCAGAACGUGAACCUUUGAAUCAUACUCAAGUUGUCAGCAGUUAUGAGGAAUGUAUCAAGCCUUUUGUUCAUGCUGGUCAAACCACUGAUCGUUGGAAUGAAGAUGGAACUUUAUCUGCCAAACUAUAGAUGGAUUUCUUUAUACAUUUCUCUCCCUUCUCUUUUCUCUGUUCUAUAUCACCCCAUUCUAUUAUUUGUUAUUAUUAUUCUUUAUAUGUUUACCUUCAUUUAUAUUUUGUAUUUUAUUCAAUCCGUCUAGAGUAGCAUUUUAUAGAAAAUGUUUAGAUGUACAUGAAAUAAAUAGACCCCUUUUUUUUCUAUGCAUACAUA
This is a messenger RNA of Halteromyces radiatus, 2303 nucleotides long. Its product is annotated as acyl-CoA dehydrogenase/oxidase C-terminal. NCBI's taxonomy places the organism in Eukaryota, Fungi, Mucoromycota, Mucoromycetes, Mucorales, Cunninghamellaceae. Gene Ontology annotation, biological process: fatty acid beta-oxidation using acyl-CoA oxidase; lipid homeostasis. Gene Ontology annotation, cellular component: peroxisome. The record is from RefSeq and is a predicted model, not a curated record. Gene Ontology annotation, molecular function: fatty acid binding; acyl-CoA oxidase activity; FAD binding. The transcript has 6 exons. The coding region runs from base 12 to 2102 and encodes 696 amino acids.